Messenger RNA from Trematosphaeria pertusa, 1608 nucleotides. RefSeq lists its product as uncharacterized. Lineage: Eukaryota; Fungi; Ascomycota; Dothideomycetes; Pleosporales; Trematosphaeriaceae. The transcript is spliced from 5 exons. The coding region runs from base 1 to 1608 and encodes 535 amino acids. The record is from RefSeq and is a predicted model, not a curated record.
AUGUCUGAAUCCCCCUCUUACUGCUCUAAAGCAUGUCAGAAAGCCCAUUGGCGCGACCACAAGAAAGCCUGCAGAUCUGAGUUGAUGGGUAAUGAAUAUACGCCCGGCUGGGUUCGAGAAGGCCGCCUGCCUUCUUUCAUCUCCGACCGUGAUCUCUCGAAUGACUUCGGCGUGAACCAGUACCUCUGGGGAAACAUGCCGGCCCUGGACGUCCUCAGCAUGGAAAACAAUGAGGGCCUCGAUGAUAUUCACCGGGAUAUUUCUCUGCUUUUCGCUGCUUCAGGGGACCUCAGAAAUGUUGUCCGGUCCGUCGUGGGACUACCGGAGGGUUAUGAUGGUCGCUGCACUGUUGUUGUUAACGAUGUUAACUUCACCAUUGUAGCACGCAACGUGACCCUCCUCCUGGUAACAUUAGUCCUUAAACCAGAGGAUGCCGUUCCGAUAUUGAUCCACCUAUGGUACUCUGCGUUGAUUCCAGAGAGCAUGCUCGCUAUCCUCGAAGAAUUUGUUCUGCCACGUAUGAACGAAGUAUGUGAAAAGAUAAGAGAUAGAGACCCGUCAUCGUUUCAAAAAAAGACGUUCAUGUUCGGAAACAAGUCGUUGCGUCUAUGUUGGAAUGGGAGCAAUGCAGAAGACGCACAACGAGUUCGAAAAGCAGUCAUGUUGGCGCCUGAGAGAGUCGACUAUUUGCAUCGUGCGUUGAACAACCAGCGCCCAAAUAUGCGAAUGGCGAUGCUCAAAUUUCGAGAAGAUGGCAUUCUGUUGCCUUACGGGUGUUCCCGGAGGGGAUUUGAUACGCCGAACCCGACCUUCUUCCAAGACGAUAAAGUUUGGCCGAUGAAAGACGAUGCAGAUCCGCACGGCGGGUGGGCCUAUUCGGAGUACAUGAGACAUGCUCCGGCAGCCAAGAAUGACGUGAACGGAGGCCUAUUCUUCUAUGUGCAGCGGUUAUUGCUGCAGUUCUGCCGCAAGAUACGGAGCAUUCAAAUCGACUUUCAAAUUUUCAGUGUCGAUGCUCGAAACUUGUGCGACUACUUGGACCAGCCAAGAGAAGAAAAGCUUCGAUUCGAUCGUAUUGAGCUUUCCAACAUCUGCGAUCGCGGUUAUGUUGGUCCAGAGCAUACUUUGCAGUCAAUUGGGCAGCUCUUAAAGUCUAAAGAAGAGAACCCGAAAGCCACGUUGUUGAUGCUCUUCCUCAAUGCCGUUAGCGAAACGUACUAUCUCGACGCCAAUGGUGAAGAGAAACGUGCCAAAGAGUCGAUGGAGCUGAUGCAGAAGUUCAUCCCGAUGACCCCAAUGACGAUGAUGGCCUUGAUGGGAGGUGAACAGGCCAUGGUGUCCAAUCCAGAAUGGAUUCGCGUUUCAUCGUGCUAUACGAUGUUUGGAGACUUCGACAAGGCAUUUAAAACCUCCUUGAAGGAUGUUAGGAUGGACCGAGUCGCCAAGGCGUUCGGUAUGGUGGCAAAGAAAAAGCAUACCAUUGUCGACCCAUGGCCACUGCGGAUAACAGAGAAGAACACACAGGAGGACUUUGACUUACUAUGUGGGUCAAACCAUACAGGUGCCGAGCGGUACAUGGAGAUUGAGAGGAUUGAGCAGUCUGCCUGA